CCCGUCUGAGUUCUGCGGAACUCCUUUUGAGUAGAGGGAUUUUUAGGAUUAGAAUCCGGUAGUAUUUAAGAACCGUUCCAUUUCCGGUAACCCGGGAAGCAAUUUGAAGAUGGCGUCCUCCUCACUGGACGGGCCGGACAGGGCGGCUGGGAAAAGUGAGUCUCGGAGGCAGAAUGCGAAGCCGGAGGACCGAGAUGAAUCCGAACUCCUCACUGUUCCUGACGGUUGGAAGGAACCCGCUUUUUCCAGAGAGGACAAUCCCAGAGGACUCCUAGAGGAGAGCAGUUUUGCAACUUUGUUCCCAAAAUAUAGAGAGGCUUACUUGAAAGAUUGCUGGCCGUUGGUUCAGAAAGCCUUGAAUGAACAUCACGUUAAUGCAACCCUGGACCUGAUCGAGGGCAGCAUGACUGUUUGUACAACAAAGAAGACCUUUGAUCCAUAUAUCAUCAUUAGGGCCAGAGACCUCAUAAAACUAUUAGCAAGGAGUGUUUCAUUUGAACAGGCAGUACGAAUUCUUCAGGAUGAUGUCGCAUGUGACAUCAUUAAAAUAGGUUCUUUAGUAAGAAAUAAAGAAAGAUUUGUUAAAAGAAGACAACGGCUCAUCGGUCCCAAAGGGUCUACAUUGAAGGCGUUGGAACUCUUAACAAACUGUUACAUUAUGGUUCAGGGAAACACAGUUUCAGCCAUUGGACCUUUUAAUGGCUUAAAAGAGGUUCGAAAAGUAGUCCUAGAUACAAUGAAGAAUAUUCAUCCAAUCUAUAACAUUAAAACCUUAAUGAUUAAACGAGAGUUGGCAAAAGAUUCUGAAUUAAGAUCACAAAGUUGGGAAAGAUUUUUGCCACAGUUCAAGCACAAAAAUGUGAAUAAACGCAAGGAACCGAAGAAAAAAACUGUUAAGAAAGAGUAUACACCAUUCCCACCACCACAGCCAGAAAGUCAGAUCGAUAAAGAAUUGGCUAGUGGUGAAUACUUUCUGAAGGCAAGUCAGAAGAAGCGACAGAAAAUGGAAGCAGUGAAGGCUAAACAAGCAGAAGCGCUCAGUAAGAGGCAAGAGGAAAGAAAGAAAGCUUUUAUUCCACCUAAAGAGAAACCAGUUGUGAAACCGAAGGAAGCUUCUACUGAAACUAAAAUUGAUGUGGCUGCCAUCAAGGAAAAAGUUAAGAAAGCAAAGAAUAAGAAGCUGGGAGCUCUUACAGCUGAAGAAGUUAAGCUUAAAAUGGAAGCAGAUGAAAAGAAAAAGAAGAAAAAGUAACAUACAGAAAAAAAACUGAACUAAAACUUAAUAAGCUUUCUUCUUUUGUAAAGGAUUUUGAGAUACUAGGGCAUUAGUUGCCUUAUCUGAUGAGUAUACUCUGAUGAUUUUUUUUCUGAGUUUAUUUUUUAGAAAAGUGUUUAUAUAAACAGCUGUUCUUUAUAAACAUAAAUUAUUGUAUUCUUGAUGUGUUUUUUGAAAAAUUUUAUAGUAGAAAGUGGUAUAUAUGCCUUUGUAUAUUUUGCAUCUAAUCUGUUCCAGGUGGGUUUUGCCUAAGCAUGAUUUUAGGAUUAACUCUUUAGGUGGUUUAUAUAAAUAUUUUUUGGAAUGUGGCUAUUGUAAUUAGCCAUCAAAUCCAGUGUCUCAUGCCAUUCGUUAGUCUUUAAAUCAUGUCUCAGCAUUUGUUUUGAGGAAAAUAAAUGCAGAUUUUUCAAUGUGCUCUCUAAUGAUAACAGUAAACAUUUAGGCAUA
This is a messenger RNA of Equus caballus (horse), 1723 nucleotides long. It is a transcript of the gene KRR1, whose product is annotated as KRR1 small subunit processome component homolog. Gene Ontology annotation, cellular component: nucleolus; small-subunit processome. Gene Ontology annotation, molecular function: RNA binding. Lineage: Eukaryota; Metazoa; Chordata; Mammalia; Perissodactyla; Equidae. The record is from RefSeq and is a predicted model, not a curated record.